This is a messenger RNA of Helicoverpa armigera (cotton bollworm), 1606 nucleotides long. RefSeq lists its product as uncharacterized. The transcript is spliced from 5 exons. Bases 2 to 592 code for a protein of 196 amino acids. The record is from RefSeq and is a predicted model, not a curated record. Lineage: Eukaryota; Metazoa; Arthropoda; Insecta; Lepidoptera; Noctuidae.
AAUGCCAUCAACGUCAAGAUAUAAGUGCUACUUUGAUUGUGACAAUGACGGCCCAUUGCACCGAUUUCCUAAACCUGAAUACCCACAUUUGGAAAAGUUUAACUCGUGGAAAAAAGUACUAGAUAAAGCUUUACAAGAGAAAGGCGACAUCUACAUUUAUAACCAAAUUCGAUUUUGCGACAGACAUUUUGAAGAGUGUUACCGUUCAGCCAGUCACCGACUUACUCCAAAUGCAAUACCAACUCUAGAUUUAUCUACAUUACCAGUUGGUCAAACUCUUGAAGGUCCAUCGGGACAUGUCGAGGCAGACAUGUCGAAUUUAUUAAACAUUUCGCAAGAUAAACUUGCUGUCAUUGAGCCAUCCAGCUCUACCCACUAUCAUAGUGAUGUACAGAAUGCAUUACAGACAGCUGAACGCCCUAAAGGUUCUAGGAAAAGAGGGACUUGUCAAUAUUUAAAACGAGUCGUCACCUCCAAAGAGAAGGAGAUAAUAAAGUUAAAACAGAAAGUAUUGAAGCUGAAAAAGAAAUAUAAGGAACAAAAUAACAAGAAACUCUCUGCAAGGAAAAUUUCCACAUCAAAAUCAUUUUGAAAGAGUUAAAUAAAAUGCCUGCAACAAUAAAAAUAUUUACUUCCCUCCAAAUGAAAUGGAAAAAGAAACCACGAGGCAGGCGAUUUACAUUUAACGAAAAAUCAUGGCAUUGACCAUUUACAAACAGAGUCAGAAAGCUUACAACCUCAUGCGAAAAAUGUUUGUCUUGCCAUCAAAGCGCAGCCUACAAAAAUGUUGAGUAAAUUUGAACUGAAACCAGGCUUCAAUCCUGAUAUAUUUAAAAAUUUAAAAGCUACAGUAGCAAAAUUGCCGGCAGAAAAAAAGUUGGUCAAUUUACUGUUUGAUGAGGUAUCAUUGGCUCCGGGUGUUUUUUACAACCCUGCCCUAAAACAGAUAACUGGUUUUGAAGAUUUUGGGCACAGACAAACAAAAACUCGCAGAUCAUGCCUUGGUCUUUAUGAUCAAGGGUAUAAAAAGCAAAGUGAAACAACCUUUAUGCUUUUCAUUUUGCCAAGGUGCCACGAAAAAGGACGAUUUAAAGAAGCUGAUCAAAACAAUAAUAAAAGAAAUCUCCAAUACUGGAUUGAUAGUUAUUGCCACUAUAUGUGACCAAUCAGCCACAAAUAUUUCUGUGAUAAAAGUCUUCAAGAAGACACAAAACGCAAAUAUUUACAAGAGGGUAAUGAAUAUAGGACCCAAGCCUUCGAGUUUGAAGACCAAAAGGUCUUCCCAUUAUUUGAUCCUCCACAUCUUUUAAAGGGAAUGAGAAAUAAUUUACUCGCCAAACAUUUGAAAUUUGUACAAGAUGGGAAAACAAAGUAUGCAAAGUGGGAACAUUUGGAGAUGCUGUUGAAGUUAGAUGUUGGGGAUGAUGAAAUUAGGCUUGUUAAUAAAUUAACAGAAAACCAUGUUAAUAAAGAGAAAAUUCCAAAAUGAAAGUGAAAUAUGCUGCACAAGUUUUCAGCCAAAGGGUAUCAUCAGCAUUGAGAUUCUUAGCAAAACACAACCUUCUUCCGGCGGAGUGCGAAGAAACUGCUGAUUUUCUACUCAUUA